Molecule: messenger RNA, 1786 nt
Organism: Bubalus bubalis (water buffalo)
Lineage: Eukaryota; Metazoa; Chordata; Mammalia; Artiodactyla; Bovidae
Gene: GPKOW
Product: G-patch domain and KOW motifs
Exons: 11
Coding region: 145-1581 (478 amino acids)
Biological process (GO): mRNA splicing, via spliceosome
Cellular component (GO): spliceosomal complex
Molecular function (GO): nucleic acid binding
Source: RefSeq, a predicted model, not a curated record
UACAGUCCCUAUCCGCCUUCGCCGGCCAGUGCCGCAAUGCUUCAUGGGAAGGGUAGUUCUACCGGUCGUGCUCAAGGCCCCGGCACAGUGAGCGUAAACUAAGCUUCCCAGCGAGCAGCGCGACGGCCUGGGAAGAGGGGCAAGAUGGCGGACGCCGAAGAUGGUGUUUUGCGGCCGGCGGGAUCCUCCACUGCCCCAAUUUCCUUCAGCUUCAAUCGCACGUCCGCCCGGAGAUGGCUAGCGGGAGACGUGGCUCCGGAGGAGAAGGAUUUCUUGAAGACCGUGGAAGGCCGGGAGCUGCAGAGUGUGAAGCCCUCAGAAGCCCCCAAGGAACUUGUCAUCCCUUUGAUCCAGAAUGGCCAUCGAAGGCAGCCACCGACCCAGGCCCCUGGGCCAUCCACACAUACUGAGGUCUUGAUGGAUGGGAUGCUGUCCCAGGCUGUGAAGGAGCUCAUUGAGGAAUCCAAGAAGUCUCUGGAGGAGAGAGAGAAUGCAGGUGUCGACCCCACACUUGCUAUCCCCAUGAUCCAGAAAGGAGGCACCCCCAAUGGAGAAGGGACAGACAGCGAACCCCAGGCUGAGACAGUGCCGGAGGAGGCUGAUUACGAGGCAGUGCCUGUAGAGGCCUAUGGGCUGGCCAUGCUGCGGGGCAUGGGCUGGAAACCUGGCGAGGGCAUUGGCCGGACCUUCAGUCAAGUAGUGAAGCCCCGUGUCAAUUCACUGAGGCCCAAGGGGUUAGGACUGGGCGCCAACCUGACUGAGGUCCAGGCCCAGGCCCCUGCCAGCCCCUACCGCCUGCCGAGGCCAGAUGAGGAGCAAGAGAAGGAUAAGGAAGACCAGCCUAAAGGACUGGUGCCUGGAGGAGCUGUGGUGGUUCUUUCUGGCCCCCACCGAGGCCUCUAUGGGAAGGUGGAAGGCCUUGAUCCUGACAAUGUUCGAGCCAUGGUCCGUCUGGCUGUGGGGAGCCGCAUGGUGACUGUUAGUGAGUAUUGCCUGCGGCCUGUCUCCCAGAAGGAGUUUGACAAGAACUUGAAUCUGAGUCAGGUGAGCAGAACUUCCCCUGGGGAACACCACAGAACAACCUCAUCACGGAAGACCCUCCAGGAUCAGGACAGCCACAUAUGCUGGGAGGAUGCAGAGAGGAAGCGGAAACACCAUCCAGACCGACAAGAUGGGCCUGCGGCCAAGAGUGAGAAAGCAGCCCCCCGGAGUCAGCACUGGCUGCACAGGGAUCUGCGAGUGCGGUUUGUGGACAAGCUGCACAAGGGCGGCCAGUAUUACAACACCAAGAUGACAAUUGAAGAUGUCCUGAGCCCAGAUACCUGUGUGUGUCGGACAGAUGAAGGCCAGGUCUUGGAAGGCCUGAGGGAAGACAUGCUGGAGACCCUGGUCCCCAAGGUCCCAGGCGACCAGGUGAUGGUGGUGCUGGGGCAAUGGGCUGGAAGGGUGGGCCGUCUGCUGGACCGGGACAGAGCACGGAGCCGGGCUCUGGUACAGCUGCAGAGAGAAGACAGAGUGGUGGAGCUUCACUAUGAUGCCAUCUGCCAGUUUGUGGGCCUCUGGGACGUGGAGGAAGACUGACCUGUGGACACACUCCUAUCCCCCGGGCUGUUUCGAGUCCUGUACAAUGUGAAAAGCCCGCCUUUGUGAAGGUGGGGGGUCAUGGUUUGCUCUCCACUUGGCAGUGCAGCCCUGGGACAGGAUGGGUCAGAAGGGAGGCUAGAAACAAACCCAGUUUACCCGAAGUUAGUAUAUAAUAAAAAGUUCAAAUAGUUCAUGAAACAGA